UUGAAGAUAUGAAAAUUCUGGAAUAUGAGUUCGGUCCUCCAUCCGACUUGAACCCGUACCCGCAAUGAUAACCCGAAACAUCACAGUCUUUUGUCUUAUUAAUAAACCGGAUACUUCUAAGGAGCCAUCGAUUAUUCGAUAGGGACGCCGACAAACAUAAGUAGAAAGUAGAAGACUAUUAGAAAGAGAGAGAAAGAAAAUGGCUAUGCGAUCUACCUUGGCAAGAGCAACAGCACUGUCUCGCGCGAUGGACACCACACGGCCCUCAACUCGCUACUUCAGUGAUGGCAAAGGAAAGGUUUUGAGCGAGGAGGAAAGAGCUGCUGAGAAUGUUUACAUCCAGAGAAUGGAGAGGGAGAAGAUGGAGAAACUGAAGAAGAAAGCUGAAAAGGAAAAAGCCCAGAAAGAGAAAGAGAAUGCUGAAAACAAAACUGAUGGGACCCAGUGAGGCUGAACUUGGCUAUCUAUACUAGCUAGCUGAUGAACUCUUGGUCUUGGAAGUUGGAACAUCAUGAAGAAUAAAACUGUACAUGGUUUUAAGUUUUAACUCUGAGGCUUGUUUAAGACUGGUUGUUGUAUAGUAUGUUCUUGUCUUACCGUAACAAACAACCGUUGUUCAAUCAUCUAUGGAGUCUUUUAUCCAGUUAGAUGGACUGAAGUGGUAAUAAAAUCUCCUUUGGUUUCUUGCUUUGCUUUUUCAA
Molecule: messenger RNA, 701 nt
Organism: Cannabis sativa
Lineage: Eukaryota; Viridiplantae; Streptophyta; Magnoliopsida; Rosales; Cannabaceae
Exons: 3
Coding region: 200-448 (82 amino acids)
Source: RefSeq, a predicted model, not a curated record